AUGGCUAGCAGGGAUGAAUUCAUUCUCACCCUGUCAUGUCCGGAUCGAGCCGGUAUCGUGCACGCUGUCACUGGGUUCCUGGCUCAAUACAACUUAAACAUCGUAGACUCCCAACAAUUCGGUGAUCCAACGUCCAAGAAGUUUUUCAUGCGGGUGCAUUUUGCACCCGUCGAUGUCGAGAACAAGAUAAAUCUCGAUGACUUACGGACCUCCUUUGAGGAAACGGCCCAGCAGAUGUCCAUGGACUUCGAGCUUUCCUCAACGGCACGGAAACCACGAGUCCUUAUCAUGGUCUCCAAAAUCGGACACUGCUUGAACGAUCUGUUGUUCAGGCAAUCCACUUCUCAACUCAAAAUCGACGUUCCUCUCAUCAUCUCCAACCAUCCCGAUUUUGCGCCUCUGGCAGCCACGUACAAAAUCCCCUUCCACCACAUGCCAGUCACUGCCGAGACGAAAGCGGAUCAAGAAAACAAGAUCCUCGAGUUGGUCAAGGAACAGAAGAUUGACUUGAUUGUGUUGGCUCGGUACAUGCAAGUUCUCUCGCCCGCUCUCUGCUCCGCCAUGUCCGGGAAGAUCAUCAACAUCCAUCACAGCUUCCUGCCUUCCUUCAAAGGAGCGAAGCCUUACCAUCAAGCAUACGAUCGUGGUGUGAAAAUCAUUGGAGCAACCGCCCAUUUCGUUACAAGUGAUCUGGACGAGGGUCCGAUUAUCGAGCAAAAUGUCGUCCGCGUGGAUCACGCGUUGAGCCCCAAGGAGCUGACGACUGAAGGGAGCAAUGUUGAGAGUAACGUGCUGGCGACAGCAGUAAAAUGGGUUACUGAAAGGCGAGUUUUGAUUAAUGGCGCGAAAACAAUUGUUUUUAAUUAG
Molecule: messenger RNA, 867 nt
Organism: Lachnellula hyalina
Lineage: Eukaryota; Fungi; Ascomycota; Leotiomycetes; Helotiales; Lachnaceae
Gene: purU
Product: Formyltetrahydrofolate deformylase
Exons: 1
Coding region: 1-867 (288 amino acids)
Biological process (GO): 'de novo' IMP biosynthetic process
Molecular function (GO): formyltetrahydrofolate deformylase activity
Source: RefSeq, a predicted model, not a curated record